AUGGAAAUGAGCAGCGCCGAGCUUCGUAACCAAGAUGUGGUGAGAGUGCUGACGAAUGAGCACGCCAAGAGUCAAGGAGAAAAAAGGACAGCAACAGCGACUACAGUGAAGGCUGAAGAUGCAAGCAAGGCAUUCAGCGCCGAGCGUUAG
Peronospora matthiolae is the source of this 150-nucleotide messenger RNA. NCBI's taxonomy places the organism in Eukaryota, Oomycota, Peronosporomycetes, Peronosporales, Peronosporaceae. The record is from the annotation of a GenBank genome assembly.